UUAAAUUUAAAUCACGUCCCUAAUUGAAAAUAUAUUUAAAUAUGAAUUGAAUUGAAAGUAUUAUUAUGUUAUUCUAAUUUUAACAUAUGAAAUAUUGUUAAUACACCCACGAAUGCUAUUCUUUUAUACUCUUAAAACUAAUUUAUUCCAUUAAAAAAAAAUUACUCGUGAAUUAUUUGUAUACUGAAUAUCGGCAAGAAUGUCAAGAACCAUUCAACUUAUUUUCAGACUUAUCUCCAACAGUCACAUGUGUAAAAUACAAUCAUUCGGAUUGGAUCUGUUGACAAGGCACAAACAUUUUUCUACAUUAUUGAAGAGAAACAAUAAGCAGACAAUUUUAAAGAAUAGCAAUAAAAUAUUUCUGGAGAGAUAUGUGAGUACUGGCAGAGCCGCUUUGGGCGAACUGCACCCGUUCGACCCGGUGUACACUAACCUGAUCAUCGAGAACAUCUACAAGGAGAUACAGUCGUGGAUGUGCCAGCGAGUGGACACCACGGCGGACACCCAGAAGCUGCCAGUACUGGAGCGAGCCACUGCGCUCAACAGGCUACUGAUGAUCCACUGCUUCGACGUACUCCUCACCAGGGAUUGUCCCUUCUCCAAAUACGAACUCCAUUCCCCUGAUGAUGAGAUCUGCCUCCCUGCGAUUUGCGCCAUCAUCGACAAAGCCAAGCAGUAUCAAGGAAGCCACUUCAUCAUCGGAACCUUGCAAUACAGGAAAUUGGAUACACUUUCCAAGAUCUUGGACGUUACUCCUGAGAGUAUCUUCAUGAACGUUAUGAGCUGCCGAAGUAAGCUGUCCGGGGUACACACCUCUAUGCCGUACAUGGACGACCGCAAGAAGCCCGAAGUGACCGUGACGUUGGCAGGAAACUCCAGCUACUCCUCGACUAUCUUCCCGCUUACGCUUGGGGUAACUAAAGCGCUCCAACAACUCGAAGGCGACCAUGAUCACAGUCGUGUAAGUGUGGCCUAUUAUCUGUUACGAUUCAAACGAUAUUAAAGACAAAAGCAUAUACAGCAAUAUAAUUCAAACUUCGAGCGAUACCAACUUCUUUACUGGUGGUUCGAUACACGUUGUGCUCAACGAGGUCGAAGAAGAAUUAUCGAUGAAACAAGAGAAGGAGAAUCAAUGCAAAUUUUUAAAAAUAUUUGCAGAUUUUCUUAAAGCUCCGAUCGUUCACGUAAAAGCUGAAGACGUCGAUUCUGUCAUAAAUGUUAUGCAUUUGGUUGCAGAUUUUAAGAACACCCAUAAACGUGAUAUAGUCGUGAACUUGAUCGUGAACCAACCUGAGUGCUAUCCUAUAAAGCAGCUGUCAUUACCGGAACUGAUGGAGGAAUUGAUAACGAACGAAAAGGCUCCUCUUGCAGCAACUUACAUGAAACACCUCAUAGUUAAUAAGGUCAUUUCCGAUGUCUCCUACGAGAAGAGAAAAGAGGAAUUACUAGCUUCGAUUCAGGAAAUGUAUUCUAGGCACGAUUUUGUUGUCCUUGAGGACAAGGCUUCCAGCAUUACGAAAUCGACGAUUGAACCUCCAACAGCGUCCUCCUUGCAAGUACUCCACACGAUCGGAGAAGCGAUGAGCAAAGUCCCGGAUGGUAUGAAGGAAGAAACUAACAUUCACAUGUGCACAACGAAGAAGUGCCAAAAGACAAAUUUAUUGGUACAAGACAAUGUAUCGGGACUCGAAAAGAACAUUUUGACGAACGCCUUCCCGUUCAUGGGCAAGUACACUCUGUGCAAAUCCAACGUACCCGAGUACACGAUGGCCGGGUUCGAGAUGGGUUACUCCAGCGUGACCACCAACACCCUCAACAUCUGGAUGGCGCCGGAUGUCCUGCAAUCCUGUGUACUCCAGAGCAUCCUGAAGCAUUACCUCCUCUACACCAUCAGGAACGCUCCUUCCAGGGCUACCUUCGUCAUCCCUGAUUACUGUUAUGAAAUUUCUAAAUUGUAUAGAUGUGAAACCUGGCCUUUUACAUUAAGAGAUGAGCAACGUUUUAAGUUUUCUGAAAAUAAAGUAUUGCGUAGAAUAUUCGGACCGAAGAAGGAUGAGGUCACCGGAGAGUUCAGACGGUUACACAACGCCGAAUUGCGUGAACUAUAUCCGGGUAAUAUAAUUGAGGCUUGUAAAAUUGUUGGGCUUAGUAACGAGAGAAUUCCUAAAAGGUUAAUAUUCGCUGUACCGAAUGGUAAACGUCCAAGGGGUAGACCGAAGCGAAGGUGGAAAGAUUGCAUUAAAGCCGAUCUGAAGGGACUGGAUCUAGCCCAAUCCAGAUACCUAUCCUUCCAUAAUAAACUUCAGAAUCAUCCCAACCCUCUCGUUUCUAACCUUGCUUCCUCUUCGAUUCCUGAUAACCCUCCGAGGCGUCUGAAAAGAAGAUGGCCACUUUUCGAGAAGAACACCCGGAAAUACCAGAGCACGCUGAAGAAACACAUCAUCAACAUCUACCACGGCAUGAUGGACAGUAAAUCGAAGAACUCUAAACCACGUUGCACCAUUGUCAACAUUUCGUCACCUGCUAAUUAUUUCCAUAUUUUGAGAAAACAGGCAAAAACUCCUAAGAUGUGCCCGUUGGUGAUCUACGUACCGCACAUGUACAAAGUACCUCCCGAUUGUUGUUCCAACCUGGGACAAUUGUCAGGAGAAAGUAGCCAGUAUGUAGUAGUCCUAGGUCAACCUUCAUCUAAGACUCUUCCCCUCUCCUGUGGUGUCCCUCAAGGUUCCUCUCUAUCUCCUACUCUGUUUGCUAUUUACAUUAAUGACCUUCCCCUCAUGAUCCAUCACUUCUAA
Nezara viridula (southern green stink bug) is the source of this 2795-nucleotide messenger RNA. NCBI's taxonomy places the organism in Eukaryota, Metazoa, Arthropoda, Insecta, Hemiptera, Pentatomidae. The record is from the annotation of a GenBank genome assembly.